Messenger RNA from Pogoniulus pusillus (Red-fronted tinkerbird), 867 nucleotides. RefSeq lists its product as uncharacterized. The transcript has 5 exons. Lineage: Eukaryota; Metazoa; Chordata; Aves; Piciformes; Lybiidae. Gene Ontology annotation, molecular function: peptide antigen binding. The coding region runs from base 1 to 867 and encodes 288 amino acids. The record is from RefSeq and is a predicted model, not a curated record.
AUGGGGCAGGUCACUGUCACCCAGCAAGAAGGACAAGCCACAGUGAAGCAGGGAGACACCUUCCACACCAACUGCACAUACCAGACCUCCUCAAGUGUUUACUUGCUGUGGUACCAGCAGAAGAAAGGCCAAGCUCCCCAGCUGCUCUCGUACCACGCAGCAGCUGGCUCCAAGCUCAGCGGCCGUCUGACCACGCUGCUGAGCACCACGGGCAAAUACAGCCUGCUGCAGCUGGAGGAAGUCGAGGUCUCUGACAGGGCCUUGUACCUCUGUGCUGUGGGUGACACCAUGCUUGGGCUCGACAUGCUCCUCGGAUACCUCAUCCUCACUGCCUUCCUGGGGCAACGCCUGGGCACCAUGGGGCAGGUCACUGUCACCCAGCAAGAAGGACAAGCCACAGUGAAGCAGGGAGACACCUUCCACACCAACUGCACAUACCUGACAUCAGAUUUUCGAGGCUUAUUCUGGUACCAGCAGAAGAAAGGCCAAGCUCCCCAGCUGCUCUCGUACCACGCAGCAGCUGGCUCCAAGCUCAGCGGCCGUCUGACCACGCUGCUGAGCACCACGGGCAAAUACAGCCUGCUGCAGCUGGAGGAAGUCGAGGUCUCUGACAGUGCCUUGUACCUCUGUUUUGUUACAAUCUCAGCUUCAAGCUCCAUAAUGCUUCACUCCAGCCAGCACUUUGGUGUUGAAGCUGGCACGACUGCAGCAAGGCAUCAACAGCUGCAGAAACUGAAUGCAGAGCCCAGGGGCGGGGCGGAGCCAGCGGAGGCAGAGGGGAGCGCGGGCGGCAGAGGGGAGCAGGUGCAGCCGGAGCAGAGUCGGCGCUGGCGCGGAGCAGCGAGGCGCAGGCGGCAGAGCGCUUAG